Molecule: messenger RNA, 2568 nt
Organism: Pseudophryne corroboree (corroboree frog)
Lineage: Eukaryota; Metazoa; Chordata; Amphibia; Anura; Myobatrachidae
Product: dyslexia-associated protein KIAA0319-like
Exons: 12
Coding region: 57-1820 (587 amino acids)
Biological process (GO): neuron migration
Cellular component (GO): cytoplasmic vesicle; plasma membrane
Source: RefSeq, a predicted model, not a curated record
CCAGGUCCUGAUCACGAAGGUAACAGACAACCGUCUUACCAUACAUUCCUACAUACAUGCAAAAUGAUGGUGACUGUAUAGCCUGGUUAACGGUAACUGACUCUGAUGGAAGCACAAAUUCUACUGAAGCCUGUGUCACAGUGACCGAUCCUGUGGACAACCCACCUAUUGCCAACGCUGGAACCAAUCAAGUCAUAACCCUUCCCGAAAAUGACAUCACUCUGAAUGGAAAUCUGAGCAGUGAUGAUCACCAGAUUGUCAGCUAUGAGUGGUCUCUGAGCCCCAGUAGUGCAGGAAAAGUGGUGGCCAUGCAGGGUGUGCACUCUCCAUAUCUUCAAGCUACUGCAAUGCAGGUUGGAGAUUAUACAUUUCACCUAGUAGUGACUGAUUCCUCCACGCAGCAAGCCACUGCCCAAGUGAUGGUGACUGUACAGCCUGAGCGUAACAGUCCGCCAGUAGCAGAGACCAGGCCUGAUAAAGAACUGACUUUCCCAGUGAAAUCUACUAUUUUAGAUGGGAGUAAAAGUAGAGAUGAUCACGGCAUUGUCUCCUAUGAAUGGGACAACAUCAGUGGUCCAACUGUGGUGAGCAUUCAGGACAGUGAGAAACCAGUGGCUGUUGUGUCUGACCUGCAGAUUGGUACAUAUCACUUUCUAUUGACUGUCAAAGACCAUCAAGGAUUACACAGCACAGCUAUUCUCUCUGUAACUGUCAAGGCAGGAAAAAACAGCCCUCCUAAAGCUUAUGCUGGUGGGACACAUGUUCUUGUGCUUCCUAAUUGCUCCAUUUCAUUGGAUGGAUCAGAGUCUUUUGAUGAUCAGGGAAUAGUGUCAUACCAGUGGACGAGAGAUGGCCAGAGUCCAGCAGCCGGGGAUGUGAUGGACUUAUCUGAGCACAAGCCAGUCCUGCAGCUCAGCGGCCUAGUAGAAGGAAUAUAUCUCUUUCAUUUGAAGGUCACGGAUGCCAAAGGAGAGUCCGCUACUGACACGGCAACAGUGGAAGUGCGUCCUGAUCCGAGGAAACAGAACUUGGUAGAGCUGAUUUUAGAGGUGGCAGUCGGUCAGCUGAGUGAGCAACAGAAAGACACCUUAGUGAGACAGCUGGCCGUCCUCCUCAAUGUACUGGACUCUGACAUUAAGGUUCAGAAGAUACAAGUGUUUUUUUAUCUUUCCAACAGCACUGUCAUUUUAUUCCAUGUCCAAAGUGGACAUAAAAUACGAAAAGCAUCGGAUGUAGCCCGUACACUGCAGAAGCAGCUGCUGAAGGAGAAGGCAGAUUUCCUACUCUACAAGGUGAUCAGAGUAGAUGCUACUGUCUGUCUUUUGAAAUGCUCGGGCCAUGGACACUGUGAUCCAAUCACAAAAUCCUGUCUUUGCUAUGCGUUUUGGAUGGAGAACUUGAUCCAGCGUUAUAUAAGUGAUGGAGAGAGCAAUUGUGAAUGGAGUGUCCUUUAUAUCAGUGUGCUCACAUUCGCCUUGGUUGCCUUCCUGAUGGGUCUAACUUGGUUUUGCAUUUGCUGCUACAAGAGCCGCAAAGGUACAAAAUUAAGGAAAAAAACUAAAUAUACAAUCUUGGAUAACUUUGACGUGCAAGAAAGAAUGGCACUGAGACCCAAGUAUGGUAUGUACAAAGACAUUACAGGUAUAAAACAUAGGAGCACAGAACACAACUCAAGUCUUAUGGUAUCGGAGUCAGAGUUCGACAGUGAGCAAGAUACAAUUUUCAGCCGUGAGAAGGUGGAACAUGAAAACCCCAAAAAUCUCAGUAGCGGACCCCUCAAAAAUGGAACACCUUUUAACUUUAGCUCUAAGUGCAGAUAAACUAAGAGAGGGAUAGUAGAAAUGUGUUUCCAGGGUCAGGUGUUUAAUCGCACUUAAAAUUGGAAAUGUUGAAGACUUACAAAUUUUUAAAAACAUUAUUGCAAAAUUAAACAUUUGAAAAAUAUCUGUAAGAUUGACAUUGCAGCUGUUUAUUUAUCAAAAUGAUUUUAGUAGAAAUAUUAAAAUAUUUUCACUGUGCGAUACAUCGCUGCUUCUAAAUACAUUGGCCACAUAUGUGUUAAGACUGACAAUAUGCGGCUCUUACAAAUAUGCUGGAAAGGGGUUUAGAACAGGCUCAGCACAUGGGCGUAUAAUACCCCUUUCACACAUAAACCCUGGCUCAGAUCCCGGUCACUGAACACGGGUCAAAGCUGGGGUUUUAGUACUUACUGCCUUUCACACAUGGGUGACGGAUCCGGGUUAUUCCUGGGUCAUCACUGUUCACAACAGACCCGGGUCUUCCAGUGACUUUCAGCUUACAUUGGAGACUUGAAGAUGAUGUCAUGUCCAAUCGCUACUGUCCCCGCCAAUCAGCUUCUUUUAGGUGUGACCCAAGUAAUGGCGUUCACACUACAGGCGACUUGGGUUGGUCCCGGGAGUAAUCCUGGUACUGAGCAGGUCUGGUCACAUGUAGCCGAGACCCAGGUCGAAAGGCUAAGGGGUAUAUUCAAUUGAGGUCGGAUCCAGUCCGACAUGCAUUUGUCGGAAUGGAUCCAACAAGGACUAUUCACUGCCCAUCUCAAUUAGA